GGAAGGCAUUUCAAAUCCUGCUGUACCUUUUUCAGGAAGCUGCUUUUAUAAGAAGGCAAAACACUAACAUCUAUAAAUGUGGUUUGACCUGUGUGUGACUACUACUAUUUUAUAGCUGAAAUAAUUUUAUCUGGAAUUGCCUUUACUGCUGGACAUAUCAACAGGAGCUCAACAGUGCUCUGCAGAUACCUCACAGGUCAGAUUCUGCACUCUCGCAAAGGUAAGAACGUGGGAUCGACCAGGUUUAAAUAGUAUCCGGCAGUGUUACUUGUCGCAAGCAGGUUUGUUUUGUUUUUUUUUUUUUUAAAGGCCUCGAUGUGCCGAGGCUAUCCCGAACAAGAUGGUAGUUCCAACAUUCUUGCGAGUGCCAGAAGAAACGGGAAUGGGUUGCUCACCGUCCAUGCACUGUUAUAUCCCAGUAUCUACUUCUUAGGAACAGCUUGUGAAACAAAGCAGUGCAGUUUGGAAUUGCCUGUUGUUUGCUUAAAUUUACCGAGUACGGUGAAACUCGGAGCCUUUCUUAGAGGGAACAGCGCCUUAGUGCCAGACAGGGAGCACGCACGGAGACCUCUUGCACAGUCUGUCAGCUGCUCCACGUGAGUGGGAGGAAUUGAUGUAGUUUUAAUGCUUAAAACUUUUAAUACCCGGCAUGUUUUAAUACCUGUCCUUAGCAGACCCAGCAGCUCUCUCUUGAGACGCUUUAUCAGCGUGCCGUAACACACGUCUUAGCUGUAGAAGACAAAGACCUUUUAUGAUCGGUUGUCUGAAAGGUCGAGUGCAGUUUGAUAACAAAGAUUAAAACUCAUUAAAAUAAUAAAUGCUGGUUUAUAAGGGCAAUUCCUCGGGCACUGUGGCACAAGCUUGCAGCGGUGUGGAGUGCCGGCUGUCCCAGGAAUGUCGCUCCCCAGCUCCGAGCCCUGUUCCCAGGAGGAGGCGGCGGCGUCGCCCCCCGGCUCCGAGCCCGCCGCUCUCCCCCAUGAUCCUCCUCCCGCUCCUCCCGCUUCUCCCGGCGCCGUGCGCGGGGCGGGGCCGCGCUCCCCGGGCCCGGAGCGGCCCUCGGAGCCGGCGGUGGGAGCCAUGGCCGAGGAUCGGGAGCUGCGCGUCCGCUUCAUCGAGCCGGAGGAGGCCGAGCCGGAGGAGGGGGCGGCCGGCGGCGGAUGGCGCUGCGGGCGAGGCGCGGACGGAGCCGCGCUGCGCUGGUGCAUCUCCGGGGUGCUGUGCGCCUCCUUCCUGGGGCUGGGGAUGAGCAUCGCGGUGCUGGGUCCCACCUUCCCCAACCUGGCCGCCAAUGUCCGCAAGAACGUCAGCGACAUCUACUACAUCUUCGUGGGCCGCUCCCUGGGCUCCCUGGUCGGGUCGGUGGUCGGCGGGGUGCUCUUCGACUGCAUGAACGCCGCUCUCCUGCUCGCCUUAUCCAUGCUUGCAACAGCGGCUGGUCUUUAUGGGAUACCCUGGUGUAAGGAAUCCCUGCUGUUAACAACCUUGAUGUCAGUUAUUGGAGGCUCCAUGGGAAUUCUGGACACAGGUGGCAAUGUAAUGGCACUGAAUACCUGGGGAUCAGAGGCUGGACCACACAUGCAGGCUUUGCACUUUAGUUUUGCUGCUGGUGCAUUUCUGGCUCCAAUCCUGGCUAAAAUGGCCUUGGGGAGUUCUGAAUCUGAAGAACUUGCAGGGGCUGAAAAGACAAACCAGUCUGUCCUGAAGUCUGUGCCGACAGCAUCAGCUGCAUCAACUACACCAGCACCAAAAGACCAUCACGAUGCAGACUUUUUGUGGUCCUAUAUUAUCAUAGGCACCUAUAUUCUCUUCAUUUCCAUCUUCUUUUUUGUUUUGUAUUCAAAGACCAACUCAGCUAGAGACAAAUCAAAGGCUUCUGCGCAGAAGGGCGGGCUUGCCAAAUACCACUGGCCUCUAAUUGGUCUCAUGUUUGUAUUCUUCUUGUUCUACGUGGGAGCAGAGGUCACUUAUGGCUCUUAUGUAUUUACUUAUGCAGUGGUCUUUGCUGAGAUGACGGAGAGCGAAGCAGCUGCUUUGAAUUCCGUCUUCUGGGGCACGUUUGCCGUGUGCAGAGGAGCGGCAAUAUUCGGUGCUGCUUUCCUGUCCCCUGUCACCAUGAUCGUGAUGAGUCUCGUAUGCUCUGCUACCUCCUCAUCAGCCCUGGCCUUCUUUGCACAUUACCGAGCCUCGCUGUGGGCGGGAACCGCCGUGUACGGAGCAUCCAUGGCCACCAUCUUCCCCAGCGGCAUUUCCUGGAUAGAGCAGUACACGGUCAUUGAAGGAAAGUCGGCUUCUCUGUUUGUGGUGGGUGCGGCGCUGGGCGAGAUGUGCAUUCCAGUUGCAGUGGGCUAUCUCCAAGGCAGGUUCCAUGACAUUCCUGUCGUUAUGUACACUGCCUUUGCCACUUCUGUAAUGACGGUCCUGCUCUUCCCCGUGAUGUACAAACUGGCCAAUGCUUCCCAGGAGAAUGACUUGAAAGUAGUGAGAGAGAGCGACACCCGGAAAGCUUUGCUGUCAAACCCGAGGCUUACUGAGGAUGAGGAGGAUGAGGAGGAGGUGAAAGAGUGGAAUGAUGCAGACUUUGAGGUAGUAGAAAUGAAUGACAAGCUGAAAAACUCUCUGACGGACACCUCCCGUCAGAUACCAGGGGGCUCUCCAGCUGAAGCCUCUCUCCAGCCCCAUCUGGACAAUAUAUUGGGCGAUCCUCCAGUGGUUGCUGGUGGCUCCCCUGGGAGACAAAAUGGGGAUAUUGACUGGGAGAAGAGUUAAGAGUCAAAUCAGACUUUUCUAAUUUUUUAAAUGGAAAUGCAAUUGAAUUAUAGCUGUUGUCAGGUGGUUCGGGAAUCCUUUCAUAGUGGUGCAGAGCUCAGCGUGUUCAUUUGCUCAGCGCUUUCUCCUCUUUCAUUUUCAGCCUGCAGGGAUGUGUCUUGGAGUGGGAAGGUCCUCAGUGAUAUGAAUGGGGCAACAUGAUAAAUGUUUGGCUAUGCCAAAACUGUUAAAACGUAAGAGGUGUUUUCUAAAUGUGAGGCAUGCAUCCAAGAAAGAGAUGUUAUAAUAACUGGGAAAGAAAGGGAUUGCUCAGACUACUGAAGUUUCUUGAGGUGGGUGAAAGGUGCAGGUCUGAGGUGCUUUGCCACAAAAUGGUUUCAUGAGAAAGGAGAGAGAUCUGUUAGGAGUAAUGCUGAAUUUUCUUACUUUGUGAAGGAGGAAUGUUUCUACUGCAUUUGAAAGUGGUGUGUGAUCAGAUCAGUUAAAAUUUCUGGUGAUGCCCAGCAGCUGUAAAUUGAAUAACCUUCUGGCAAACUAUAGAAACGUUUGGUUCUGAGACAGAGACAAGAAAAAAACUGGAAAUUAUUUCUUAGGAGUGAAACCAUGCCUUUGGGUGAUUUAAAAGCAGUUUAUGAGAAAGGGUACAAAAUGGGUCAUUGUUUAUCUGCUCAAAUGCAUAACUCCAACCUACUAAACAGGGGCAACAAAUCUAAAUAAUCAAAAGUAUUUGUGAUUCUAAUUAUGGCACUACCACUGAAACCAACAAAUGUAUGCAGAAGAUGUAAAAUUAUCAUGUAAUCUUUGAAUGGCUUGGGUUGGAAGGGACCUUUCAAGAUCAUCCAGUUCCAACCCAUUGCCAUGGCAGGGGCACCUUCCAUUGAACCAGGUGCUCAGAACUCUAUCCAGAUUGACUUUGAAAACUUCCAGGGCAUCCACAACUUCUCAGAGCAACCUGUUUCAGUGCCUUACCACCUCCACAGGAAAGAUUUUUUUUUUCCCGGUAUCUAACCUAAACCUACUCACUUUCAGUUUGAAGCCAUUCCCCCUUGUCCAAUCACUACAUGCUCCUGUAAAGUCCCACUCCAUCUUUCUUGCUGGCUCCCUUCAGGUAAAAGAGAUUACCCUGUUAAAGUCUUGGUACAGGAAACCAGAGAAGUUGCUAUAACCUUAAUUUAAACAACUGGCUUAAAAAUACCAUAUAUUAAGUAAUGUGUUGCAAUGAAGAUUGGAGAAGGAGAAGGAAUUAUCAAUGAGACAUUCCUUUCCAGUAUGACUACUUGUCCCUGGCCCACUGGAUUGGUGACAUUUGGGUUUCAUGUCUUUGGGGAUGACAUGGAGAUGGACUCUCCCUAGCAAAGAAGCCGUGGUUUGUAUGUAUAGGUUUAUUGGUUUGUAUGUGUAGAUUUAUUGGUGCUAAGCAGGAAACCCUGGGCAGGUGCAGCCAUGCCAGGGAGCCCUCACAGUUAAGAGGAAAAAAACAAUAAAAACCAAAAAAACAAAAGUAGCAGCAAAUGGCAAAAUCUGUCUCUGAACAGUAAUCUUGCCAUUUGUUAGCCUGGAACUCCAAAUUACUUGUGUUUUUUUAAGUCUGUGGGAUCAGAGUGUACUCUUGCUUGGGGUUUUUUAACCUUGCACUUUUAUUAAUAUUUUUCUUGCUAAGAGGUUUCAUUUAGUAACAAAAGGGCUCUAGGUGUAAUAUAACACAGAAUCUUAGAUGGAUUUCCUUGAUUCCCAGGUCUGCUUUUGUUCCCUCUUUUGUCCUCCAAGUGUGCAACCUAAGUUUGCAUGGCCUUUUUCUUUCUAUUGAGAAGUUAGUAAGACGCCAGGAUCAACUUGUAGUGAAAGGUUUUUUGUUAAUAUCUUGCCAUGUUGCAGGGCCUCCCUCUCCCUCUGCUGCUGGUACUUAAAUGCCAUUGUGUUUUUGACAGACUCCUUCUGCAGCAUCUUUUUCCUCUGCAAUGCAUGAACCUGCACUUUAAAACGAAGCUUGUUUCACCUAUGGCACAAGGGUUCUGUUUUCUUACAGAAUGGUAAUUGCUUGUAAAUGCCAGUCCUUGCCUUGGCACAGGUGACAGGAGUGAGUCUGUGUGGUCCUGUGUGCUUAUCUGGUUUGAUGUGGAAGCAAAGUAUGGUGAGCAGAUUUCACUGUUUUUCCUCUUCCUGUUUUUCCUCCUGCUCUGUGUGUGGAAAGUAGGGGGUGGCAGCUGAUGCUAAGGACAGAUCCCACUGGUGCAGGGGGAGGGAGAGGGUGCAGGACACACAAUGAAAGACACAGAAACUGUUCUGUGGCAGCUCCCCUGGCUUCACCUGUGUUGAUGUUGCUAUAAAAGUUUCCCUGUACCCAAGAUCAUGUUGCCAGAAGAAAGUAAUUUAAACAAAGAUACCGGGCAAGCAGGAAGAUUCUAAACUCCCCCAAUUCAUAUGCUAAUUUUGGAUGAAAUUCAGAUCAGAAUGUCCUACAUGUAAGACUGUUCCUAGGGAUAGUUUACUUUAUAUCGUUUGCAUAAUCAAGUACUGAAAAACCCCAGAAAAUGAAAUCAAACCUGCAUUGGGAAAUAUGCUGUAAUCUCUUAGAAGCUUAUCUACUGCAUAUAUACACACACUUAUUUGUGUUUCUGACCAGCAUCUUCCCAGCAACUGUAAAAAUAUUGCACAAAACAAAAGAUUUUUCUUUUUAACUCCUGUGUAAGUAACUUCAAUUGAUCCCCAUUUCCUCCUUAAAAAGCAGGAGGCCUGUGUAGUAGGAAUGGAACAACAGGCUGGAAUGCCAAGGUAAGAGCAACCUUUACCCAUGAAUAAAGGAUCCAAAAAGCACUGGCUGUAAAACAGUGGAAACGGAAGAAUUAUCUACGUAGAAUCACCUUCCACUGAUGUGUGGACAUCUGCCUAAAUUUACAGUCAUCUUAGUGAGGACUUUGAGCCUUCAGUGUCUUAGUUCUGGUCUUAAAUUUGAACUGGAAUAGACAGAAAGAGUUCUCCUUAUCCCCUAACCAGCCUGCUUUUAAUAGCAGAGGCUGCCCUUGACUGAAAAGGCAAUGCUUGAAGCAAUUUAAAACAAGAUCUAGGACAUUUCCAAGUAUGCACCUUGCGAUUCUAGGCACCCUCAAUGAACACAAUUUAGCUCCCUGCUCUUGGAUUUUGGUGUUCCUCAAGACUUGUUUUCAGACAAUGAAUUUUAGUUUUCACAUGUUUAAACUUCCUUUCACAUUAAACUGCUUCCUGGCAUAUACAGCUAAAGUGAGAACCUAUUUACGGUGGAGAUCUAUUUUAAGUUACAGGCCCUCCAGGAAGCUUGCAUAUUAGGGGUUGAUAUUACUUGGAGUAACUAUAUUGCAUUAUUACUGCCCUGUUUAUGCUAGAAAAGCCAUCCCUCUGUUGAGGACAAGAGCUUUAAUCCAUGGAUUAGAUACCUGAAUUUGAUAAGAAUUCUAUUUUUGUCCAUAAACCCAGGAAUAGGUGGAAGUUGAGUGCUCUGCUCCAGUGUGAAAGGUAACCUCUUGCAGCUAAGUACUUUAUUUAUCCUGAGGCACAGCCAAGUGCUGGACUGUACUGCAAGCACUCACUCCUGGCAUUUGCACUUUUUUAUUCUGUACAUGACCAAUGCUUGAAUGCAAGACAAAGCAAAGUUUUAUGCCUUGAUGUUUUGGGUUUUUUAAAAUUUAUUUUGUGUACAAGUGCAUCACAAUCUGCAGAUGUUCUAUUACAUAUGUAGUAUUUUUUUAUUCUGCUUGGUGUGGGUUUAAUGUACUGUGUAAUGUGACAUUUACUAGACUGACUUGUGUCUUAACUGUAAUAAAUUCUUACCUGGAGAAGGCACUCAGGUUCCUCAAUGUAAAUAAAGUUUUGUUCUAUUUUUUAUA
Molecule: messenger RNA, 6626 nt
Organism: Cinclus cinclus
Lineage: Eukaryota; Metazoa; Chordata; Aves; Passeriformes; Cinclidae
Gene: SLC60A2
Product: major facilitator superfamily domain containing 4B
Exons: 4
Coding region: 895-2766 (623 amino acids)
Source: RefSeq, a predicted model, not a curated record